Messenger RNA from Phytophthora sojae, 192 nucleotides. RefSeq lists its product as hypothetical. Lineage: Eukaryota; Oomycota; Peronosporomycetes; Peronosporales; Peronosporaceae. The record is from RefSeq and is a predicted model, not a curated record. The transcript has a single exon. The annotation marks the transcript as partial.
GAAGCAAUGAUGACCAAGGGGUACCAGGCUCUCCACGACCACAUUGCGACUGCAACGGAGCGCGCUCUUGGCAAGCCACUCCCUCGAAUGGAGGUGACCUUCGAAAACUUAUCCGUCACGGCCGAUAUCGUCGUGAAAGACGAAACGCAGCUCGAGACGGAGCUCCCCACGAUCUUCACCGUCGCCAAGAGC